This is a messenger RNA of Vanessa tameamea, 506 nucleotides long. It is a transcript of the gene Nedd8, whose product is annotated as NEDD8. Gene Ontology annotation, cellular component: cytoplasm; nucleus. Gene Ontology annotation, biological process: protein neddylation; modification-dependent protein catabolic process; regulation of proteolysis. NCBI's taxonomy places the organism in Eukaryota, Metazoa, Arthropoda, Insecta, Lepidoptera, Nymphalidae. The record is from RefSeq and is a predicted model, not a curated record. The coding region runs from base 193 to 426 and encodes 77 amino acids. Gene Ontology annotation, molecular function: protein tag activity; ubiquitin protein ligase binding. The transcript is spliced from 3 exons.
ACAUUCUUGCAAAGUACAAACAUCAAUGUCAAGUUCGGCAAAUGUCCAAAUGUCUAAUUGUGCUGCAGUUUAACCGAAAUACAAAAGAAUCAAACUGAGAUAUACAGUUUAAAUAUAUAAUUUUCUACUACAAUAUCGAUAAGAAAUAGUAUUGAUUAAUAGUUAGUGCAGUUUUAUUCCGAAACUUUAAAGAUGUUGAUCAAAGUUAAGACUUUAACUGGGAAAGAGAUAGAGAUAGACAUAGAACCCACCGACAAAGUGGAACGUAUCAAAGAAAGAGUCGAAGAAAAAGAAGGCAUUCCACCUCAACAACAGAGACUCAUUUUUUCAGGAAAGCAGAUGAAUGAUGAGAAGACAGCCCAGGAUUAUAAAGUACAAGGAGGAUCUGUGCUUCAUUUGGUGUUGGCAUUAAGAGGGGGUAAAUGAUCUCUUGUGAUUAACUUCUCAAUUUUAUAUUACUUAUUAUUUAAUUAUUCAUUUCCUGUAUAAAGUAAAAACCAAUUAAA